Molecule: messenger RNA, 3640 nt
Organism: Paramuricea clavata
Lineage: Eukaryota; Metazoa; Cnidaria; Anthozoa; Malacalcyonacea; Plexauridae
Source: the annotation of a GenBank genome assembly
CAGAAUUCAUAUUCCACUGAACUUCACGGCUUUGACGGCUGGUAAUGUCCACGGCCUUGCUUUCUGGUUUGACGUGGCGUUUCAUGGCAGCUCGUAAGUUUUUACAUAAUAUACUUUCUAAGUUUAAAUAAUGAUAUGUUCUCUGUUAAUCUGGUAAGUAUCCAAGGAACUGGAUAAUGCGAAAUUGAACCAAAGGUCUUGCUUGGUGUCGUUUCAAUUUCUUCGGGAAGGAAUCCGGUAAAUCGUUUACGAUCGCACAUGUGUUGUGCGACAAUUUUGCUGUAGUUGUCGACGAAUAUAUACGUACUAUAAAUGUAGGUUAUGUAUUUAAGAAAAAAUUUAAUUCAAUUUUAUUCCAAGAGCACUUUAAAUAACGAACAUUUAAAACGUUUCUUGUGAAUCCUCUCCGAAAAAGGUCUAUAGAUAAACACUACUAGCGCGAAUUGACGCUUUAUAAUGUAUUCUUUUGUUCUGAAAAUGCAUUUGGUCAGUUGUCAGUAAUGAUUAUCAAUCAGUGAAAUUUCUCUUUGGCUAAUUUAAGUGAAAUGUUAAAGAUGAUGUCCACUCCGUUCUGCGCAUCAGUUCUGCUCAUAACAAAGGGGGAACCCCAGAUAUAAACAUUGCCCAAAUUUUGCAUCUUUCGAACUUUUUGAAUUGAAACGUAGAGUUUAUAUUCAUUUACAAGCAUAGCGAACCAGAAAAGUGUUAGAUAUUCUGUUAGUAUAUCAUAUUUUACAAAUAUAUAGCAGUUCAAAACGUAAACAAAGUUCGCGCAUGUGCACAGGAGUGGACAUCAUCUUUAAGUACUGUAUGUGUUUAGACUUUACUCUCGGCGUUUGGUUUCGGUUGAUUUAUUUUAUAAAGUCUAUAAUCUAACUUUAGCAUUUGAAGACCACCAUCUUUUAUCAGGCCUGGUUACAAGGCAUUGUCGAAUUUGUUCGCGAAAUGUUAGGGUGGGGAUGGAAUUUGGGUUGUGGGGCAAAGUCUGAGUUCUUUUUCAAACUUCUUGUCUUAAAUCUCAUGCAAAUUUGCCUCAUUUUCUAGCCUACCAAUGCUUUCAUGGUUGUGAAAUUUCUGUUACAGCUUUGGUACACUUUUAUUCAGACACCAUUCAAAGCCUUAUAGAAAUAAUAGGGAGUUUGGCAAACACAACGGCAACGGCAACGGCAACGUGGUCAUCACCAAUAACAUUGAUCCUCAAAGACAAAGGCGAAUGUAAAUUACAUGGUCUUUAGCGCUGUCCAAUGCCGUAGUUGUUGAAAUUGGUACGUGAUUUGCAUCACUUUCACGGUGCAUGACUACGGCAACAGUUAGUUCGUUCGAUGUUAUUUGAAGUGUUUUAUUUGGAUUCGCGGACUAUUUUUACUUAGGGGCUGUUUGCCGAGAGAAACAGGAAUACUUAAACAGGCAAAUUAAGUGCAGCAACGUAUACUUUGGCUCAAUGACAACAAUAUAAGCAAUUAUAUUUUUGCCGUUGCCGUUGUCGCUGCCGUUCUAGGUUGCCAAACUCCCUAUGUGGUGGAGGACGGUUGUACCCGUAGUGUCCGCCACAUUCCGAAUAUUGCACAGUUAAUAGUUACGAAAUAUGUACCUGUAGGAAUAAAUCGAACUUUUAUUAGCAUGCAAUGGCUUCGAUGAAAUAGCAUGACGGUGAUUGUUAAAUAGAAUUUGGUACAAAAAUGUGCUAUGGUUUGUUAUUGAGUACUUCUUGCCUACUGAGUCCAGAGAACUAUAACAAAUAACUAACACAAUCAGACCCUACACGAGCUUUUACCGCGCAGUAUAUUGGGACCGAAGGUUAUCACGCUCGUGUGACUCCGUAUUCUUGUUUUUUAUGAUGUCAAAAAUCGAGAAAGCUUCGUCUAUAAGGCAGUCUGUCUCAGGCCCCAGGUACACGGUACCGGAUUCGCUUAUCGCGACAUCGAAUUUGACGGUUCCAGGAGUAUCUUAACACUUUAAAUACGAUAACAUGACGAAAUAAAACGAAAACUGAUAAAGGGAGAAAUUUUGUGGGCAGACGUUACCCUUGAACGUCAUUUGAUGUCGUAAAAAGCGAAUCCCAUGUGGUGUAACUAUGGCCUCGGUGUCCCGUAUGUUUAAUUUGUGAUAUAUUGCUGACAUUGGUCACGUUAAGUUCAAUGUAGAAAGAAGUUAUGCGACAUAAUCAUAUUUUAAAGGGAAAUGCAACGCGAUUUUAAAGUAUUUAUAAGACGAAAAUCCAUUUUUUUUAUUAUAACCCAAACCAGGGUCUGAGUCUAAUCAUGUGCCUGGUUGUUUCUUAACCACCUGCCAUAAUUUGGUCAAUUUGAUCAGGGCAGUAUAAAAUGUGUUAUUUUUAAUUUAACCAGGAAAAUUUAUUACCAGACUGGAAUUUAUUUCCGAAAACAAAGUACUAGCGAACGGGCUUACCACAUUGGUGGCGUCACUACAGAGUGUCUGCCUUAACAAAUCUAAAUUUCAGUUUGGAUAACGGAACCCCACAGGUCCGACAGUUCUCUGUGGCAGUCUGGGGGCAUGCCUCUCCCUCAUGGAAAACCUCUUCUGAAAUGCACGUUUCUGGUAAAUAUUUUACAAAAUUCUGAGAAUUUUACUUUCUACGGCCAUGUCACUUUGUAUAAAUAAAGUGUGUUAUUUGGUUGAAACAAAAAGUGAAUUAGAUUUACAAAUACUGACAUGAUAUAACGUGAAUACGGAGUCAUCGUAUGCUGUAUAGGUGGUGUUGUGCCCUGUGGUAAAACUAAUGAACAUAACAUUUUCAGGCGAUCCGUGUGGCUGUCCACAGCUCCACAAGAACCUCUUACGCACUGGUACCAGGUAUUUGAAUAGCUACAAGGUAUUUUCAUGAAUAUUGUCGUGCAAUAAGGAUCAUAAGGCAAAUUCGUAAAACCUUUGAAAAGAGAACAUUUUGUUCCCAGUGGUUCAAAUACCUCAACGGUACCUUGUAGUCUUUACACAAUAAAUGCUCGUUGGUAUUAUCGUGUCGAUAUAUACCAUGCACUCUAAAUAAUGCAUUCAUACAUUAUUACUUUUCAAAUGCAUGCAUUGCACCUUAACAAUUUAAUUAAUUCUGAAUUCUCGGACAUAUAGUUAGCUUCUCAAAUGAACAGUUUCCCGAAAUUCGUGCAGUUAGUUUCUGGAAUGUGAAAUUAAUCCAAUGUGUUCACUUUGACUAUCUGCCUAAAAAGCUUCGUACGAUUAUUGAAAUAUUGUUGCAUGCUCACUAAUUUCUCCAAGUGAUUUCAAACAAUAGACAAUGUCACAAUAGUAUCAUAAGCCUUUAUCUUCAGUUACGUUUCACUUCCCUUGUAUUGCUUGCUUGAUCGAUAGUUUCGUCAUUCGGUUAUAUUUUUUGAAAUAUUUACAGGUUCGGUGUCUGCUACCUAAUCCAAUACAUGUACGAACUGGACAACUAUUGCGAGGACAUGUGCUACUGGUUGCCAACAAGAAGUAAGGAUUGUUUUUUAGAUUUUGUUAAUACUGCUUGAUUUGGAUGGUUUGAAAUGGAAAAACACGGCAAGACAAAACGAGCCAGCUUCAUUGUUUAUGUAAAGCCGUCUAGGUUCACAAAAUAGAGUAUUGCUACUUACAAAAGACAAAAUUUGCUUCUAUUUAUGUCGUAUGAAAGUUUGUAAAAUCUAUG